This is a messenger RNA of Nanorana parkeri, 1230 nucleotides long. It is a transcript of the gene HMBS, whose product is annotated as hydroxymethylbilane synthase. Bases 1 to 1083 code for a protein of 360 amino acids. The transcript is spliced from 14 exons. Gene Ontology annotation, molecular function: hydroxymethylbilane synthase activity. NCBI's taxonomy places the organism in Eukaryota, Metazoa, Chordata, Amphibia, Anura, Dicroglossidae. Gene Ontology annotation, cellular component: cytoplasm. Gene Ontology annotation, biological process: heme biosynthetic process. The record is from RefSeq and is a predicted model, not a curated record.
AUGAUGCUCCUGGGCACCCAGGAGGUAUGGUAUGAUCCUGGACAUAGGGAACAUGUCAUCAGAGUGGGAACAAGGAAAAGUCAGCUAGCACGCAUCCAGACUGACAGCGUGGUGGAAAUGCUGAGCCAGAAGUUCCCUGAUGUUCAUUUUGAUAUUGUUGCAAUGUCUACAACAGGGGAUAAAAUUCUGGAUACUGCAUUAUCAAAGAUAGGAGAGAAGAGCCUGUUUACAAAGGAGCUGGAGAAUGCCCUGGAGAAAAAUGAGGUUGACCUUGUGGUUCAUUCGCUGAAGGAUUUGCCAACAACAUUACCUCCUGGGUUCACUAUUGGAGCUGUAUGCAAGCGUGAAAAUCCAUUUGAUGCAGUUGUAUUUCAUCCUAAACAUGCUGGGGCUAAGUUAAAAAGUUUGUCCGAGAACAGUGUAAUCGGAACAAGCUCUCUUCGUAGAGCAGCUCAGUUGAAGAAGAUGUUCCCUCAUUUAGUUUUCAAAGAUAUUCGAGGUAACUUAAAUACGCGCUUGAAGAAACUGGAUGAACAGGACCAUUUCAGUGCCAUCAUUCUAGCAGCUGCUGGUUUGCGCCGUAUGGGCUGGGACAGCCGUAUCGGUCAGAUCCUUUCUCCUGAGGAGUGCCUUUAUGCAGUGGGUCAGGGCGCUCUUGCUGUAGAGGUUAGAGCCAAAGACCAGAAUAUUUUGAACAUGGUGUCUGCCCUUCAGGAUCCUCAGACUGUUUUACGGUGUAUAGCUGAAAGAUCUUUCAUGAGGCGACUGGAGGGCGGUUGCAGUGUGCCUGUAGCUGUGAGUACAAUUCUAAAAGAUUCUCAGUUAUACCUCACUGGAGCGGUCUACAGCCUUGAUGGUUCCGAAUGCCUUAAGGAGACAAUGCAGAGAUGUGUCGUUUUCCAAAAUGAGGAAGGUGAAUGUCCGGAUGAUAAUGCCCAACAUGUGGGUAUUACAGCACUUGGAAUACCUCAUAAAGCUCAGGAAGCUGCAGAAUAUUUAGGAGCAGAUCUGGCGGACCUGUUACUAAGCAAGGGAGCCAAGGAGAUCCUAACCGUGGCUAGACAGCUAAAUGAUGCCAGAUAAUUCGAUAAUAUCGCUGCAGUUGAAGAAUAUAUGCCUCUUCGGUUUUGGGACAUGGAUAUCCUUAAAAGAUGGUGUCGUCUCUGUUUUGCCCAACUUUUUUCUUUUUACCACGCAUCACUGUUGUGAGAACGAUGAGGCUUUGUAUGU